UGCCAAGCGAGCAACGCGUUUAGUGGCAGCUUAGCCGAGGCAGGGCCGCGCUGCUGAGGCCAGCACAGAGAAACCCAAGAUGGCCCCUGCUGCAAAGGCAGCCGCGGGAGCAGCAGCGGGCCAGAGGGGGGAAGAAGCAGAGGCCGCGGCCGGACGCCUCUUGCUGCUGCUGCCGCUGCUCUGGCUGGAAGAGAAGACGGUGGGCGCCACGGCCGCGUCUGUCGCCCGCAGCUGAGAGCAGCUGCCGCCGUGAGGUUAUAUUUCACACUAUGUGCUGACUGUCUGUACUUACAGAAGAUAUUUAAAAACAGUUUUUUUUUCAACAAAAAAUUGAUUCCAGUGGAAUCUGCGCUUUAGAUUUUGUCUUGUGAAUUAACGCCUGAAGCAAUGCCUGUACAAGCUCCACAAUGGACGGAUUUUCUCUCCUGCCCUAUUUGCACACAAACCUUCGACGAAACAAUCCGGAAGCCCAUCAGCCUGGGCUGUGGCCACACUGUCUGCAAGAUGUGCCUGAACAAGCUGCACCGGAAGGCAUGCCCCUUUGACCAGACCACUAUCAACACCGACAUUGAGCUUCUUCCCGUGAACUCCGCUUUGCUGCAGCUCGUAGGGGCUCAGGUGCCAGAACAGCAGCCAGUACCUCUCUGCAGCGGGGCUGAGAAUACCAAGCAUUAUGAGGAGGCCAAGAAAUGUGUGGAAGAACUAGCCUUGUACCUUAAACCACUCAGCAGUGCUAGAGGUGUUGGGUUGAACAGCACCACCCAGAGUGUUCUCAGUCGCCCCAUGCAGCGGAAGCUGGUGACCUUAGUCCACUGCCAGCUAGUGGAGGAAGAAGGGCGGAUCAGGGCUAUGCGUGCCGCGCGGUCACUUGGAGAAAGAACAGUCACAGAGCUCAUCCUUCAGCACCAGAACCCCCAGCAACUCUCUUCCAACCUUUGGGCUGCAGUAAGGGCCAGAGGCUGUCAGUUCCUUGGACCAGCAAUGCAAGAAGAAGCUCUAAAGUUGGUUCUGUUGGCUUUGGAAGAUGGGUCUGCUUUGUCACGGAAGGUCUUGGUUCUCUUUGUGGUACAGAGGUUGGAGCCUCGAUUUCCUCAGGCUUCGAAAACCAGCAUUGGGCAUGUUGUCCAGCUUCUUUACAGAGCCUCAUGUUUCAAGGUAACUAAACGCGAUGAAGACUCCUCCCUGAUGCAGCUGAAGGAGGAGUUCCGGACUUAUGAAGCCCUGAGACGGGAGCACGAUUCCCAGAUUGUGCAAAUUGCAAUGGAGGCUGGUUUACGCAUUGCCCCAGAUCAGUGGUCCUCAUUACUGUACGGUGACCAGUCCCACAAAUCCCACAUGCAGUCCAUCAUUGACAAGUUGCAGACCCCGGCCUCCUUUGCACAGAGUGUUCAGGAGUUAACUAUUGCUCUUCAGCGGACUGGUGACCCAGCCAAUCUGAAUCGGCUGCGACCUCAUCUUGAACUCCUAGCAAAUAUUGAUCCCAGUCCAGAUGCCCCACCACCCACAUGGGAGCAGCUUGAGAAUGGGCUGGUUGCUGUGCGGACUGUGGUACAUGGCCUGGUUGAUUACAUCCAAAACCACAGCAAGAAAGGGGCAGAUCAACAGCAGCCUCCACAGCAUAGCAAGUACAAGACGUACAUGUGCCGAGACAUGAAGCAAAGAGGAGGCUGCCCCCGUGGGGCCAGUUGCACCUUUGCACACUCGCAGGAAGAAUUAGAAAAAUUUCGUAAGAUGAACAAACGUCUGGUUCCUCGAAGACCCCUGAGUGCCUCCUUAGGUCAACUGAAUGAAGUGGGCUUAUCUUCAGCUAUCCUCUCAGAGGAGGGGGCAGUGGAUCUGCCUAGCAGAAAACCCUCUGCCUUGCCAAACGGGAUGGUUUCAGCUGGCAGUACAGUGACGCAGCUUAUUUCUCGUGGAACCGACUCCAGCUACGAUUCAGCCCUGAAGCCUGGGAAGAUGGACCACCUCAGCAGCAGCGCCCCUGGGUCCCCUCCUGACUUGUUGGAGUCUGUUCCCAAAAGCUCUCUAUCUGCCUUACCAGUGAACUCACAUCCUGUGCCCCCCCGGGGACCGGCAGACCUGGCUCCCAUAUCUGUCGGCAAGCAGCUCCAAAUGGUACCUCGAGGCUCCCAGCUAUAUCCUGCUCAGCAAGCUGAUGUGUUUUACCCAGAUCCUCGGGGAGCAGCUCCUCCAUUUGAACCCCCUCCCUAUCAACCAGGUGUGUAUUAUCCUACUGCUCAGUCUUCACAGUGCAUGUCUCGAUUUGUCCGACCACCACCAUCGGUUCCUGAGCCGGGUCCUCCUUAUUUAGAACAUUACCCACCAUACCUCCAAGACCGCGUGGUGAAUUCUCAGUAUGGCACGCAACCACAGCAAUACCCUCCGAUGGGACAGCCCAUGUACCCUCCCCACUAUGACAGCCGCCGUGUGUAUCCCUCUGCCCAGCCAUACCCCCGGGAGGAUAUUGUCAGAGGAAGCCCUGUGCCCAUUGAAAUUCCUCCACCCGCCGUAUCACCAUAUGUACCUGAAACAAGAGACAGAUAUCCACAAGUAGAAGGCUAUUAUCCAGUCACUCCGCAUCUCAGCCAGAUCCGACCUUCAUAUCCCAGAGAGCCUUACGGCCGGCCUCCACCUCAGCCACAUCCCAGUCUAGAUGAGCUGCACCGUCGUCGGAAGGAGAUCAUGGCUCAGCUAGAGGAAAGGAAAGUGAUCUCCCCUCCUCCUUUUGCACCGUCGCCAACUCUGCCUCCCUCUUUCCACACUGACGAGUACAUGGAUGAAGAUCUGAAGGUAGCUGGCAAAUACAAAGGAAAUGAUUACAGCCAGUAUUCUCCUUGGUCAUGUGACACUAUCGGCUCCUACAUUGGAACCAAAGAUGUAAAACCCAAAGACAUUGUGGCAGCAGGGACAGUGGAGAUGGUGAAUGUGGAUAGCAAAGGGAUGCGAGACCAGCGGUUGGAUUUGCAGAGGAGAGCAGCGGAGACUGGUGACGACGAUCUCAUUCCAUUUGGAGACCGGCCCACCGUCUCCAGGUUUGGUGCCAUCUCACGUACAUCCAAAGCGAUGUACCAGAAUCCUGGACCCAUGCAAGCCAUGGCAGUUCAAGGAGCUUCCACAAAACCAGUCAACAUUUCAGAUUACAGCCCUUAUGGAACACACAGUGCAUGGGGAGGCUCACCAUACGCACCCCACCCGAACCUACCUUCUCAGGGACGCCUUAAUGAAAGGGAAAGAAUGUCCAUAACAGAUGCAGCUGGCCACGGGAAGCCUUUGCCCUUGGCUGAGAGGGAACAGCAGCUUCGGCUGGAACUGCAGCAACUAAACCAUCAGAUCAGCCAACAGACUCAACUCCGAGGUCUAGAGGCUGUUAGUAACAGGCUGCUGUUGCAGAGGGAGGCGACCACCUUGGCAGGCCAACCACAGCCCCCACCGCCACCUCCUAAGUGGCCUGGAAUGAUCUCAAGUGAACAGCUGAGCUUGGAGCUACACCAGGUGGAGAGGGAGAUCGGGAAGAGAACCCGGGAGCUGAGCAUGGAGAGCCAGUCUUCCCUGGAAGUGAAAAGCAAACUGGGUGCCAGUAAGCAAACAGAAAACGGACAGCAAAGCAAGGUGCCAGCUGAAGACCUUGCACUUACAUUCAGCAGUGACGUUCCCAACGGAUCAGGCCCAACCCCAGAAAGCAUGGGCCUCCUCUCAAACAAAACCGCAGCUCUGAGCUUGUCAGAGGACACCGACGGGGGAGGAGGUGAGCAGGACACCCAGAGGGCAGGGUCAACAUCCGCAUCUGCUCCCUGAAGGAACGAAAAGCAUCCCUCCACUUCUGUCGGGGGCCACCUCCCCCCCCCCCGGCAGGAUGAUGGGAGACAGCGAGAACAACAACAGCAGCAGGUCCAGAGAUAAUGUGCACAACACCACUACUAGAAACGAACCCUGCACAUAGUUCACAUUAACACAUUUUUUAAUUAAAAAAAUGAAAAUUAGCAGUAUCUGCAAGCAACUCAGAUUAAAUUUGUUUUUGUUCUGUGAAUGAACUUUAUUUUAAUAACUUUGGAUGCCUUGAAUGCCAGGGCUAUAAAAGAAACAGAUAUUAUAUAUAUAUAUAUACACACUCUGUUUGAUUAAUUGUAUGAUCUUAAUGAGGUAGGUUUUCUCUUUUAUUUUGGUAUUAUUACAUACCCAGUGUAUAAUUCCUUUUAGGCCUCUUUACUCCUCCCUUUGCAACAAGCUCACUGUGUUUGCAUGAGUUUGAAAGGAAAAAAGGGGGGGAGAUGUGAGAUGGAGGAGGAAGCUCGGUUGAAAAAUGUGUAGCGGAGUUGAUCGGAAAGUAGCUCUCCUUGAAGAUGAUGCCCGUUCCUUGAUAUUUAUUCAUCAUCUUUUCCUAAACAUUCAUAGCUUUUAAGCUACAGUUUUGAUGUAGUUUUAUCACUUGGCAAAUAGCAGAGCUCCAUACAAACCUUGAAAGAGUAAAAAUUGGGGUGUAUAUGGAAGGAGUCCCUAUUUUUGAAGGGAGCAAAGGUGUCUGGGCUCCUGGGUCAAUAUAAAUUGGCUAAUGUUUCCUUUUGCCUUUGAGGAAGCAUUCUACAAGUGAAUUCAGUGGCUUUCUAUGCAGUAGGGAUGCAGAGGUAAUGCGAAGACAGGGAUCAAAGGUCUCGGUUUUUUCCUGUCUUGUCCAAAGCAAAACCUUUGUAUUUUUAUGUCUUUUCAAUGGAGGGAUGUACAAUAACCAGAUGUCGGGCGAGGGAGGGCUUGUAUAUCUGCCCCCAGGGAGGACCUACAGAAAGUUCUAUUUUGGAUGAGACAGAAAAACAGAUAGGAAUCUCUGCUACCUUUUACUUCUGUUCCCUCUGCAUUUUUCACUCCAUCCAAAGCUGCUCUUAGAUCCCCUUUAUUCAGUGGCCUUUCUUUGGCAAUUGACAAAAAACUUGACAAUUGAAGCUUCCUUCCUUGUAAAGGAAAAAAAACACACACACGUCUGGGAAAAUAUCUUUUCUACAGCUUUAUUUCUAGCAAAUCUGUCUUGGGAAGAAGUCUCUUCAGAAUCUGUAUGGGAUGAAACGUGUCCCAUUUCUAUUAAUAGCACUUCAUGUAAGCCUGGCUGUAAAAACCCCUCCCUGCAAGGCAUGGGCGGGGGUGGCUCAUCCUGCACAUAUUUUUCACAUCCUCUCUCUUCCUCACCUCUACCACUUUUACACGGACCCUGAGAUGGACCCUGAGAGAGAGAGAAAAAAAAUCCCGGCAAAAGCUUACGCGCAUCUCUUAGGCCAGCUUCUCCCCUAUGAAAUUACGACUACUAAAUCUCAGAAAGCACUGGCUAUGUAAUAAGUGGCAGCAUUGCUUUGGUUGGGUAAAAGCAGAAGUUUAUUCAUCUUGUUUUAGGGUUGUUGUGGUUGUUGUUUCCCCCCCUCUUCUCAUAACACCUUGUCAAGGACAUGGUAACCUUCAGCUAAUCUUUUCAUCUGUCUGCUUGUUAAAUAAAAUAUAAUGGGGUGGGGUGGGGUGGGGAAUACAGCCCCCUGGUUGCCUACCAGUAGGAGAGUCCGAGCAGAAGACUCUUUUGAGUAGUGAUUAUUUAAUUUGCCCAGUCAAGGCACCGCAUUUAUAUACUGUUUCACAUUGAAUUUGAUUAUGCCCUAUUGACCUGGCUGGCCAAAAAUUUGAUACACGUAUUGGCUUGGGAUUCGAGCUUUCUUUCUUUUUUAUUUAAAUAAAAAAAAUUAUAUGUAUGUAUGUAUAUAUACAUAUAUAUGUAGUUAUAUCUGUAUAUAUAUUGGAUAUGUUUUAAGAAUUUUUUUUUCACAUGAGUGCAGCUGUUGUCAAUACAUCCGGGAGGUAGAGGCACUGCAAGAAUACAGGCAUUUUUAAC
Messenger RNA from Sphaerodactylus townsendi, 5863 nucleotides. It is a transcript of the gene RC3H1, whose product is annotated as ring finger and CCCH-type domains 1. The record is from RefSeq and is a predicted model, not a curated record. Bases 388 to 3795 code for a protein of 1135 amino acids. The transcript is spliced from 20 exons. NCBI's taxonomy places the organism in Eukaryota, Metazoa, Chordata, Lepidosauria, Squamata, Sphaerodactylidae. Gene Ontology annotation, molecular function: metal ion binding.